Molecule: messenger RNA, 1461 nt
Organism: Peromyscus eremicus (cactus mouse)
Lineage: Eukaryota; Metazoa; Chordata; Mammalia; Rodentia; Cricetidae
Gene: Acadm
Product: acyl-CoA dehydrogenase medium chain
Exons: 12
Coding region: 65-1330 (421 amino acids)
Biological process (GO): fatty acid beta-oxidation; medium-chain fatty acid catabolic process
Cellular component (GO): mitochondrion
Molecular function (GO): medium-chain fatty acyl-CoA dehydrogenase activity; flavin adenine dinucleotide binding
Source: RefSeq, a predicted model, not a curated record
GGGACCCCAGGCCGCCGCGCACACUUCCCUGCGGCGGUCGGAGCGAGCAGAGCCAGGAGGCGUCAUGGCAGCGGCGUUCCGCAGAGGCUGCGGGGUCCUAAGAAGUCUUUCUCGUGUUGAGUGGCGAGCCCAGCACACGAAAGCGUCUCUCAAGCAGGAGCCAGGAUUAGGGUUUAAUUUUGAGUUGACUGAACAGCAGAAAGAGUUUCAAGCAACUGCUCGGAAGUUUGCCAGAGAGGAAAUCAUCCCAGUCGCUGCAGAGUAUGACAGGACCGGCGAGUACCCAUUCCCCCUCAUUAAAAGAGCCUGGGAGCUUGGCUUGAUCAAUGCACACAUUCCUGAGAAUUGUGGUGGUCUCGGACUGGGAACUUUCGAUGCCUGUUUAAUUACCGAAGAGUUGGCGUAUGGGUGUACAGGGGUACAAACUGCUAUUGAAGCAAAUUCUUUGGGGCAAAUGCCUGUGAUUCUUGCUGGAAAUGAUCAACAAAAGAAGAAGUAUUUGGGGAGGAUGACUGAGCAGCCGAUGAUGUGUGCCUACUGUGUUACAGAGCCGUCAGCAGGCUCUGAUGUGGCUGGUAUUAAGACCAGAGCAGAAAAGAAGGGCGAUGAGUAUGUCAUCAAUGGCCAGAAGAUGUGGAUAACCAACGGUGGGAAGGCGAACUGGUAUUUUUUAUUGGCACGUUCUGAUCCAGAUCCUAAAGCACCUGCUAGUAAAGCUUUUACUGGAUUCAUCGUGGAAGCUGACACCCCAGGAAUACAUAUUGGGAAAAAGGAAUUAAACAUGGGCCAGCGAUGCUCCGAUACCAGAGGAAUCGCCUUUGAAGAUGUCAGAGUGCCCAAGGAGAACGUUUUAAUUGCUGAGGGAGCUGGUUUCAAGAUCGCAAUGGGGGCUUUUGAUAGAACCAGGCCCACAGUAGCAGCUGGUGCUGUCGGGCUGGCCCAGAGAGCUCUGGACGAAGCCACAAAGUAUGCCCUGGAGAGGAAAACAUUUGGAAAGCUGCUAGUAGAGCACCAAGGAGUUUCAUUUCUGCUCGCAGACAUGGCAAUGAAAGUUGAACUGGCCAGACUCAGUUACCAGAGAGCGGCUUGGGAGGUUGACUCUGGCCGCCGGAACACAUACUACGCCUCCAUUGCAAAGGCUUUUGCUGGAGAUAUUGCCAAUCAGUUAGCUACUGAUGCCGUGCAGAUUUUUGGAGGCUAUGGAUUCAACACAGAAUACCCUGUGGAAAAGCUGAUGAGGGAUGCCAAGAUCUAUCAGAUUUAUGAAGGCACUGCACAAAUUCAGAGGCUGAUCAUAGCCCGUGAGCACGUUGGAAAGUAUAAAAAUUAAAGGAAAUUGCAAUUGAAAAGAUGCUUCAUCCUCUGUAACUAAAGAUCAAAGCACUGUUUAUGCUUAUGCGGAAAAAAAGGGCUUUAUCAUCUUUAUCGUCUUUCCAAGGAAAUAAAAGCUGAGUAACACAA